UGUUAACCGACUAAAUUCUUGUUGAAAAACUUUUCUGUGCUUCGUCCCAUGUAGAAAUAGUAAAAACAUGGCAGGAAGGGAAUACGGAUCAAGAAGUUACGGAGGUGGUGGAGGAGGAGGUCGGUACGAAGGCGGAGGAGGUGGGGGACACGGAGGAGGCGGUGGUGGAUAUGGAGGAGGUGGCGGAGGAUACGGUGGAGGCCGUCAACCUCGUCCUCUCCCAGAUGAGCCACCGUUCACAGCUUUUGUCGGGAAUCUCCCCCUGGAAUUGGUUCAAGGAGACGUUGAUGAUAUAUUUAAGGAGCUGCGUGUGCGAAGUGUCCGACUAGUUCGGGAUAAAGAAUCCGACAAGUUCAAGGGGUUCUGCUAUGUCGAGUUCGAAGACAGAGCUUCUUUAGAGGAAUCCUUAUCAUACAAUGGAGCACAAGUAGAAGGAAGACCCUUGAGAGUUGAUGUUGCAGAGGGGAGAAAGAAUGACAGGGAUGGACGAGGAGGUGGGAGGGGAGGCCGAGGUGGACGUGGCGGAGGUCGAGGUGGGUUUGAUGAUAGAGGUCGGGGAGGGGGAUUCGAGGACAGACGAGGAGGUGGAGGCGGAGGAGGUUAUAACGACGAAAGAGGAUUCAGAGAGGAUCGUCGUGGCGGAUCCAGAGGCGGGUAUGGCGGAGAGCGGGGCGGAGACAGAGGUUAUGGCGGAGACAGGGGAGGAGACAGAGGCGGGUUCGAGGAAAGAAGAAGAGAACGAAAAAACUCAGAUAGACAUCACGGAGAAGAUUUUAAAGAAGCAAAUCCAGAGGAUGCCUCCCGGCGUCCCCGGCUUCAGCUGCUACCCCGGACUGUUAAAGAUCCCGUGAAUCAGAUUGCCAGUGAUCUUCAGCAAGCUAAAAUAUUCGGAGGAGCCAAACCUGUGGACAGAAAGGAGGAUGAGAAGGAGAAGGAUGAAUCACAGGAGCAGUAGAGAAUAUUCAUUCAUUCAUUCAUCAAUUCAUUCAUUCAUAACUGUGUGCGCUGAAUGAUUCAAGACUAGGGACUUGAAUGUGUGUGUAUAUAUUUCUACUUGGAUAAUGUCAACUUAAAUAUUAGUGGGGAUCCACCCCCACCCCCUCUCAACUCAACUUUGUACUUUUCAGACUCUAAUGUAAUUCUUUACACAUUGUAAAUAAUUUUUUUGCGCUCCCAAAAAUCUACAUAAUUUUUAUACUUAUUUAUAAAGCUAUCCAACAGCAUAAAAAAUCUGAAUUUUUAAUAUCGGGCAAAAUUUUCUUUUGAUCAUGUUGAACUGAAAUUGAGAGAAUUAUUUUGAUGCUGGUCACAAAACAGCUGAAAAUAAAAGAGAAUUUUUUAAAAAUAAUCAUUUUAAAAUAUUCAGUUAUAAUAUUGCUCGGCUUUUAUCAAAUCAGCGUGACCGGUGGUAUUUUUUAAACAACGCUAGAAUUUCCCGUUUUUUAUCCUAAAAUUUGAUGUUUUGUUUAAACCUGCUGUAUGCAGUUGUACCGUACAGUCAGAACAGUAGCAAAUUGUUAGACCGUACAUACCACUGGUACAGUACUGUACAGUUGAGUUCAGUAUCAUCUUAAUAAAUGUCAAAUCUGA
Eurytemora carolleeae is the source of this 1590-nucleotide messenger RNA. RefSeq names its product eukaryotic translation initiation factor 4H. Gene Ontology annotation, molecular function: RNA binding. The record is from RefSeq and is a predicted model, not a curated record. NCBI's taxonomy places the organism in Eukaryota, Metazoa, Arthropoda, Copepoda, Calanoida, Temoridae. The transcript is spliced from 8 exons. The coding region runs from base 68 to 955 and encodes 295 amino acids.